CUUUGUGCAUUUGCUUAUCCUGUCAUGCUGUGACCUUCUCCCUUUGUGAUCCAUUCUUUCUUUCCUCCCAGCCUGUUUUUUUUUCCACUUCCCUCGCUCCUUUGCCUCUGCUUCUGCAGAUGUGGACAAAUUUCAGCCUGAGGGUUAAACAUUAGGUCCAUCACACGGCUGAAACUCCAGCUGGAGAGGAGGACAAACAGGAGGGAAGUGAAGCCGAGCUGCUGGCUGGGUCGUUUGGAGUGCUUCACCAUGAGGCAGCAGCCAGCAAACAUGGCUCGGACAGAUGGAAUCUUUCUCUGGGGAUAAUGAAGAAAGCGCCGAGGAAAUUACAAAACGUAAAAGCUCCAAAAUCAAGUCUCUAAAAACCCGUUUCUUCAGGAGGGGUAAGAAAACGGGCUCAGAGGCCGAUGCCAAGCUCAGCCAGUCGGCCAGUGAUAUAACAGCUGGAAAAGUACUUGGUUCAGAUGAAGAUUUAGCCUCUCAGGGUACGAUGGGAUCCAGAGCAUUUUCCCACGACAGCAUCUUUCUGGCUGAUGAGGGCCUUUCAGACCCUGAUCCAGUCCGGCUUUCAUCUCAGGAGAAUGUUCACAGCAAAAUUAAAUCUCUGCAGAUGAAGUUGCAGCUGCAGAAAAUGCAUUUCGGGCCACCCCCCAUGGUUCUACCAAUCAGGAGUCCAGAGGAAACCGCUCACAAGUCGGAGCACCUGUCUUUCCAAAGCUGUAAUGAAACUUUGGAAGAGGAAAACUUCACAAAGACAAAAUCUCAGCCAACCUCUCCUCCAGUCUCACCCGUCUCCAGAUUUGCCCAAACAAGAUUUCAUCCCCCAAUUCAGUUUUCUUACUCUGCACCCAACUACUGCUCAACAACUGCUGCUGAGGCCCCGGUAGACUUCAGCGCACCAGCCAAAUUCACCGCCUCUUUGGAUACAUCUGCUGCGCGACACAGGAUGUCCAUCAAACCGAGAAACCAAAGGGCCACUUCUAAGAGGAAGCCGCCUUCUGGGAUUCAAUCUGGGUCCCUUUUGCAUGAUCUCAGAACCACUGAUUACUUUGAGCUUGUGCAAGAACAAGAACAUGAACAAGAACAGGAGCUUGUUGUUCAACCAGAGGAAACAAAGGAGAAAGAACAGGUCGAUCCUUUCCAACUUUCUCCUAUAGAAUUUGAAGAUGUGCCCCCAAUUUUAUCUGAAGUUGUACCCAAAUUACCCAGUCCAACUGUUAGCCUGCAGGACAAGGCCCUUCCUGAGACAGAAGCCCCCCCAGUUCUUCGAGUCAAGCCUUCCAGGCUUCUGGAUGUAUUGAACAGUAAACGGCCGCACUCCUCCUACAUUGAGUCCGAAAUAAAGGAGAAAAUUGUCAAAGAUUUGGAAAGCAAAGUAAUGCCCCAAAACAAGAGACAUACCUUUAUUACCAGUGUGACAGAACUCUCCUCUGACCAGAGCUCACCCUUCAGCUCAUUGUUUGAAACCAGGGCAUCUCCUGCUCAGCAGCAGCAUCUUCAAAAAGAAGAGGACGCCUCAACAAGGUUAAAGAGACCAUCCCCAGGAUCCGGCUCGUUGUAUUUGCCCAGAAACAGAGAGGGAGAAAGACCUCGAUCUGGCAGCUUCACGGGAGUCCUAGAAAAGCCUGAAGCCAAGGCUAAAACAACUGAGGAAACAGAAGAGAAAAUCCCGAGAGAAAAGGAGGAAGUAAAAAUUUUACAUCCUAUAGGAGACCCCUGUGCUGCAGAAAGAACGGACUCAUCUCCCCCAUGGGAGAGAUAUUUUAGCUUUAAAAAAAAAGAACCAGGGACACCAGUGAGAAACGCUACCUUAGACACCAGCCUGGUGGAGGCAGUGAGAGUGGGAAGCACCCAGGAGCUAGUGGAUGAAGCCAAGGAGGCAAAAGAGCUUCCAGAGAGUGAAAUAAAGACACCAUUCGGCGUUAAGCUUCGCUCCACAUCGAACUCUUUCAAGCAUCGUUCUGAAACAGCUUCUCAGCGCCAUUCGGCAACGUUUCUGUCCGAUGACCAAGACGAUACAAAGAAAACGUCGAACAUUUGCGAAAGUUCCAAUCAAAUGUCUGAAAAGCUACAUGCAAACAUCAGCUGCUCGCUCAAAUCAUCAGAUCAAGCUCCUUUUGGCGUCACCCUUCCAGCAAGGCAUAACACUUCAUUUGAAGAAAGUCCUCAAACCACCCCCACGGAAGUCCAGCCAACCUCCUCUAACCAAAGGGAAACUGAGCCCGCCCCCCUGGAGCCUCGGCCUAGCCCCCAAACGUCCUCACCUGAGACCUCCUGGAUAAGUCUGGCCAUGCAAAAGACAAGGAGCUUCCAACAUCUUUUUACCAGCAGAUUUCAAAGAGAUUUUACUGCCGCACCAACUACAGUUUGUCCUAAGACUCAAGAAGAGACAACGCCUCAUAUGCAGAGUCAGGCUGUAAAGAUUCAACAAAACACAACACAGCUGCCGUUGGACCCAAUGAAGGACGAAUCAGUUCAAAGCGGUUGUCAAGAGCAGGCUGCCAAACCUUUAACAAGGGGGGGGUCAAAGAAGCUGACGCUGAUAUCUCAGUUUGAGUCAUACAGCUCUAAAGACUCUUCAAUGUGUCCACAAAUAAGCCAAGGUCAGACACAGCCUCAAUCAGACGCUCAGACCAGCCCCAGAACAACCCAGUCUCCCUCGCGCUCGUCUCCCCAAAUGGGUCUCUCAUCUCCAUUUACACGAGGGAAUGCACCACAUUCCUACUUGUCCUCAGUCCAGCAGGAAACCUCCUGGAGCAAUAGAGUUCUUCAACCUGUUGUCACCCAGCACAAACCCAUACAUUCAGCGCUGGAGUCAGAACCUGCAGUCACAUCGGCUGCAGCUCCUACUCUAGACUCUGCCUUGGAGAGAAGAGAGAGAGAAGGCAGUGUUCUAAAAGAGAGUCCUUCCCUCGUAAGCAAGCGGGUGCUGUGGACAGGAUCAGGGGUCGACAGAGCCCUCUUUCAGGAGAAACGAGGCGACUGUUCAAUGUCGCCGUUACUAAAGGAGUUGGAACAGAGGAAAACUCAAACACAAAUGCAGACCUUGGAGGACUCUGAUGCUUUGGCUACACUUUUCCCUUUAAGCAAAGAUACAGGGGAGAUUAGACAAGGGGCCAAAUCAGCAGAAUCAAGCCCCUUUAGGGUUUUAGAAAGGCCUCGUGAGGACAGAUGGACCCGCAGGAACGUGGAGUCACCCUCAUCCCCGUCUUCAAUGUCGCCAUUUCUAAAGGAGUUGGAACAGAGGAAAACUCAACCACAAAUGCAGACCUCGGAGGACUCUGAUGCUUUGGCUACACUUUCCCCUUUAAGCAAAGAUACAGGGGAAAUUAGACAAGGGACCAAAUCAGCAGAAUCAAGCCCCUUUAGGGUUUUAGAAAGGCCUCGUGAGGACAGAUGGACCCGCAGGAACGUGGAGUCACCCUCAUCCCCGUCUUCAAUGUCGCCAUUUCUAAAGGAGUUGGAACAGAGGAAAACUCAAACACAAAUGCAGACCUCGGAGGACUCUGAUGCUUUGGCUACACUUUCCCCUUUAAGCAAAGAUACAGGGGAGAUUAGACAAGGGGCCAAAUCAGCAGAAUCAAGCCCCUUUAGGGUUUUAGAAAGGUCUCGUGAGGACAGAUGGACCCGCAGGAACGUGGAGUCACCCUCUUCCCCGUCUUCUUUACGCUCUCAUUCUUCAGUGCCGAACAGUGACAGCGGCCAACCGUCCUGGAUGGAGCUGGCCAAGAGGAAGUCAAUGGCUUGGAGUGAUAAGAGCAUGCACUAAAAAGGGAAGCUGAGAGAUUUAAAGUUUCUCGGAAACCGGAACAAGUACUGCUUGAAAUGAGAGAAUAAGACAAAAGCUGAGUGAAGCUGCCUGGAAGGUGGUUAUCAGAUGUGGUUUAAAACCCUCCUUUUUAUUCAGUCACAAUGUUUUAUCGUUCUAGAAACAGAAAGAAAGACUGAACAAACUGACAUUUCUAUAUACUCCAUCUUUAUGAUAAGAUGUGUUUAUGAAUAAUUUGUAAUGAUGGCUAACAGAUUACUGCUGUAAAAUGUUUAUGGUAAAUAAUUAAAUUUUCUAAAGUGUCCAAGCUUCUUAUUUACAAAGACUAAACAAAAACAAAAAAAAUAUGAAUAAAGUUGUUAGUUUCUAUAAUGACCUCGAAAAAUUAGACUUAUAGCUCCACCUACAGGUCAGAAAAAGCUAUAAGUAUACUUAUUCUAUUUAUUUAAAAUAAGAAACAUGAACAUGGUUAAUAUAUUUCGCUGCUUUAUUACUGCUCUAUGUGUCAUGUGUGGAUUCACAUAAAAUGGUUUUCUCUGAAAUCUUAAUACAAAAAAGAUUAUGAGAGGAUUAUAGGUUUAACUACUAUGUUGUAUAGAUUAAAACACUGCAUCAUACAUGUGCUCAAAACAUCUCUAACUUUAUAUCCCUGAAGAAUGUGGUUGAGAUUUCAAGAGAUCAUUAAUUAUAUAAUUCUUUAUUAGUCAGUUGCAUAGUAAAUGACAGAAUAUGUUAUCAAACUUAUGCAGGAAAGAAUGUCUAAAAUCUUUUUUUUGCUUUUAAUAAGGUACUCACUUUGUUUAACAUCCAUUUUUCUGUAUGCAUCAAAUGUAUUGAGUGACAUUUGUGAUAUGUAACUUCUUUUUUAUUUACCAGGUAAUUAAUACUGUGCAAGAGGAAAACCUUUCCUCUGAUAGAGGACAGCCAUCAGCGUCAUGUCAAAAUGUGUGAAGUAAAACAAGCCAAAAAAAACGACAA
This is a messenger RNA of Cyprinodon tularosa, 4747 nucleotides long. RefSeq names its product cracd like a (gene cracdla). NCBI's taxonomy places the organism in Eukaryota, Metazoa, Chordata, Actinopteri, Cyprinodontiformes, Cyprinodontidae. The transcript has 15 exons. The record is from RefSeq and is a predicted model, not a curated record. Bases 284 to 3769 code for a protein of 1161 amino acids.